This is a messenger RNA of Ogataea philodendri, 924 nucleotides long. RefSeq lists its product as uncharacterized. Gene Ontology annotation, cellular component: P-body. Bases 1 to 924 code for a protein of 307 amino acids. Lineage: Eukaryota; Fungi; Ascomycota; Pichiomycetes; Pichiales; Pichiaceae. Gene Ontology annotation, molecular function: hydrolase activity. The record is from RefSeq and is a predicted model, not a curated record. The transcript has a single exon.
AUGCACGUUCUUUUAACUAAUGACGACGGUGCUCCCCACGACACCGCAAGUCCGUACGUGAAGUACCUGGUGGAAGCCAUCGAGAAGCACACUAACUGGGACCUUACCAUCUGUGUGCCCUCGAUGCAAAAAUCGUGGAUCGGUAAGGCCCAUUUUGCAGGUAAGACCAUCACCGCUUCGUACGUUUACUCCGCAAUCAACAAGCCAGAGGACAACUCGUUCCACGGCCCAUUUGGAAGUCCAAAUCCAGACUAUGCAAACAACCCAGAAUACAAGGAAUGGUGUCUUCUGGAUGGAACCCCUGCCACCUGCGCUGACAUCGGAGUAAACUACAUUGCAAAGAAACCGGUCGAUCUCGUGAUCAGCGGCCCGAACGUGGGAAGAAACUCCUCCGCAUUGUACUCGCUUUCCAGUGGAACUAUCGGCGGCGCAAUGGAAGGUUUCCAGCACGGUAAAAAGUCUAUCGCUAUCUCCUACGCUUACGACACUGAAUCUGCAAGUACUCCUGACAGACUGACAGAAGCCUCGUUGAUUGCUGUCAAGCUUGUGGAAAAGCUUCUGAGUGUGUGGGACAAGCGGAUCGACCUCUACACCGUCAAUAUUCCAUUGACGGAAGAACUGAAGCUUGGAUCCACCAAAUGUGUGUUUGCCCCACUUUUGGAGAACAAGUGGACCAGAUCGCUUUAUACCCCGUCCAGCCAUACUGAACAGAAGGAGUCACAGGAUAUCGUUGACCAGACCGUCACUCAGGGCCAGACGUUCCAAUGGACUCCUGAUUUCAACUCUGUUCACAAAAAUCUGGGACCAGAAGACGUUCUGACCGACGCCAGGGCCCUGAAAAAGGGUUACAUCAGCGUCACAGGACUGCGGGCCGCAUUCGAAACUGUUCCUGAACUGAACUCGGGAGAGAUAGAUUUGAAGUAA